UCAUUGUUCUAGGGUGACAGUUUGUCAUACAGUACUAGAGAGCUGAAGGUGUGGUCGAUAGUGUCGUCUUGGGUGUACGUAGGGUCCCCGUCGGUAGGGACAUCGUGGCUGUUUUGCUUCUGGCUCUUCCCGACCAACAUUCUCGUUAUCCGGAUGCAUCCGCUGCGCAUAUCGAAAGCAACAACAUUCGCUGGCCAAAGCGCAAUGAGGAAGGCAGUGCUUGGAGGCGCAGGCAAGGCAGAGGUGUCCUUGGAAGAACAGAUGCAGGUCGACAUGCAUGCGUGGUGGCAGCCUUUGCACGACUUGAUCGGACACCCCACCCUUCGCUACCACCCUGCUAUUGAAACGUUCCUCCGCAAGUGUGCGGACACGGAAGCGGACAAAGACGGGUACGAGUACUUUGAUAUUCGAAAGAGCGUGGAAGGCGCGCCGUGGUUUGAGGCGGCGUUGACAGUGCAAACCCCGGCCACGAAGAAGAAGAACCGGUACCGCGACGUGGUGCCGUUCGAAAAGACGCGCGUGCGCCUUCGAGCGCCAUUGUCGUCUUGUCCUGCUGGAGACUACAUCAACGCCAACUACAUUUGGAACGAACAGUACAUUGCGUGCUGCGCGCCGCCCCCGUCCGCCAUCGAGGACUUCUGGUCCAUGGUGUGGCACGACAACGUGCACGUGAUACUCAUGCUCACCAACUUUGUCGAACGCGAAAUGCUCAAAGCCGACAUGUACUGGGUUGCCAAAGGCCGCGCCGUCGACGUCGGCAACUUUACGGUGGAGCUCCAGCAUGAAGAGGAGUCGGCGCGCGGCUACACGCUUCGCUGCAUGAUCCUUCGACAUCCCGCCACCAACACGUCGAGGCGCGUAUACCACGUACAGCUGAACACGUGGCCAGACCAUGGCGUGCUCCAGGACUUCGCCGUGAUCAAGCCCAUGUUGUGCUUGGUGCAUGGCCUCAACAGCCUCCCCGACCGAACGGCCACUGAAGCUGACGGGGUGGCGGGCGGAAGGCCCGUGGUUGUGCAUUGCAGCGCUGGCAUUGGGCGGUCGGGAACGUUCAUCGCAAUCGACAUCAUCCUCAGACAACUGCGUGCGGUGUCAACGACGUCGGACGACCAACUGCAUGACGCGCUGGACGUGCGGGGGAUCGUCCAUCGCAUCCGAAGCGAGCGGCCAGGCAUGGUGCAAACUGCGGUGCGUGUCAUUGAUUUUGAUCGAGUCUUUGAUGGCAUGCUUGUAGGAGCAAUAUCAAAUGAUAUACCAGUACAUCCGAGCCGUGUUGGCCGGUCAGAGUUAGGCCCACUUGCGGACGUAGGAGUAGGUAGUACAUAGGACCCAGGUCGUUACUAGUGAGACGUAGUAACGAAGGUUUGUCCAAUGACUUUAUGAUACAAGUCGAAAUGGCUGUACACUAGUCAAAGGGGAA
Messenger RNA from Aphanomyces astaci, 1420 nucleotides. RefSeq lists its product as hypothetical. NCBI's taxonomy places the organism in Eukaryota, Oomycota, Saprolegniomycetes, Saprolegniales, Verrucalvaceae. The record is from RefSeq and is a predicted model, not a curated record. Gene Ontology annotation, molecular function: protein tyrosine phosphatase activity. Gene Ontology annotation, biological process: protein dephosphorylation. The transcript is spliced from 5 exons. The coding region runs from base 154 to 1326 and encodes 390 amino acids.